AUGCCCGGAGACGGACAAAAUCUAACACGAGAAGAGUUCGAAGGCAGAAGAGAUGGAAUGCUAGGAUCGGGGGAGGGUGACUUUGGUAACAGUUCCCCUGCCGACGAGGCGAGCGACAGCGAGGGUAGGAAUGAAGCAGAAGAGCUGCGAGAAGAGUGGGAAAGACUGAGAAGAAGAGGUGCAGAUGGGGAUGCAACGACGUCGCAGCCGGGGAGCCAGGAAGAACACAGCGCCAGCGAAAAUAUGGAAAAGCGGCACCGUCAAGCACCCAGACGCCAGGUCCAUGCGCCGGCAGCAGCACCAGCAUGGUAG
Messenger RNA from Fonsecaea monophora, 312 nucleotides. RefSeq lists its product as hypothetical. The coding region runs from base 1 to 312 and encodes 103 amino acids. NCBI's taxonomy places the organism in Eukaryota, Fungi, Ascomycota, Eurotiomycetes, Chaetothyriales, Herpotrichiellaceae. The transcript has a single exon. The record is from RefSeq and is a predicted model, not a curated record.